CUUGUGAUUUAAGGACGUCGACGUUGUAGCUAGUAUCCGAGUAUCAGGAACGAUAACUCUUUACAUUCGGAACACCUCUAAAUUAUUUCUUUUCUGGGGUCAUCUAAACGCUUAAAUACGCUUCGAUGUCAAGCGUAUUUAUAACGCAGACAAUAACACACAGCUGUCAGACGCAGACGACAACAUGGAUUCUUCCCGGGGUCCUUCCCGGAGUGAUAGAGGUCUGUUUGCUGUUGGCCAUGCGGGUAAGACUUCCCGAAGAUCUAAAAGGGGGGCACAUUUUAAAGUUGACACUUCCCGAGUUGAUUUAACAGAGGAUCACUCCUACGUUUUAGUGAAUGAGGCCCCAAUUAAUAUUGUUGCAGACAAUCUCGACAUAGGUGCGGAGUACGAAAUUGGGCCUAAUGAUAAUAUUGACCCAACGUGGAAGAUUGGUAGGCGGGUUGUUGAGUUAGAGCUGCUGGCUCAAAACAUGUUUUGCGAUGUAUGCAAUUCGCCCCUCCAUCUCUCCAACACACUGUGGGAGCGCAGACUUGGACUUGGAAGCACGCUCCAUAUUCAGUGCACCAACGCGGUGUGUGAUGCUGUAUGCCAAGUGGACACUGGAAAACGGGGAUCAUCAGGGGCGUUUGAUGUAAAUUCCAAGGCUGCUAUAGGUAUGGUUCAUGCUGGAAUUGGCCCAUCACAGGUUAACAAUUUUCUUGUGGAGUGCAACAUACCCCCCAUUGCUACAUCCACUCUUAAAAGAAAAGAGUCACUGAUUGGAAAGACUUUGGUGGAAGCUGCAUCAACAUCAUGCAGAGAUGCUCAAACUGAAGAAAAAGAAUUGAGUUCUGAAAAGUUACAAGCCAGUUUUGAUGGUGGGUGGCAGAAAAGAGGAACUGGUUUCAACUAUAACAGUAACACAGGACAUGCAGCUAUGAUCGGGAAGACCACAGGUAAAGUUAUUGCCUACGACGUCAGAAGCAAAUCCUGCAGAAUUUGUGACAUUCACAAAGACAAAAAAGAAACAGUUCCGAGUCAUGUAUGCCCACGCAACUGGGAGGGGAGCAGCAAAGCCAUGGAGCCAGAUAUGGCUGUGAGCAUGGCUCACAGACUCUCCGAUCAAGGAUUCCAGCUUGAUGUGUUUCAUGCAGAUAACGACUCCACAACAACUGCAAAAAUGCUUUUGGACUUCCCAAAAUUAGAGAAAAAAGAUGACCAAAAUCAUGUCAAAAAAGGGAUAUCAAAGUCCCUAUAUGAGCUAUCCAAGAAACACAAGGAACUCAAACAUGCUGAAGUCAUACCAUACAUCAUGAGAUGCUUCAUGUAUGCAAUGACGGGAAGCAACACAGAAGCAGAACUGGAACUUUCACUAAAGAGGAUCGUUCCACAUAUCUUUGGUGAACACACUGGUUGUUCUACUGUCAAAUGGUGCACAUAUAAGGAUGAUCCCCAAAAAUUCAGGUACAAAAGUCUUCCCAAUGGCACUGCCUUACAAGAUCCCACACUGAGGACACGCCUGGAGGAACUAGUUGCCAAAUAUUCAUGCCGGUCUGGAAACCUCCUGAAUUUGGGCUCCACACAAGCAAAUGAAAGUUUUAACAGCCUUGUUUCCACAAAAACACCGAAAGCCAAAUUCUAUGGCAGCUCAGAUUCAUUAAUGAAUAGGGUAUCUGCAUCUGUUCUUCAAAAGAAUGAAGGUCAUAAUUAUUUACCUAAGGUAAAUGAAUCGGCCCUUCUUUCCCCUGGCGAGUUCACCGUCAAACUGUCAACAAAAUUGGACAAUGCUCGGUCAGCCCGUAAAGAAAAGGAAAAGACCAGAGAAUACAAAUUAAGAAGGGUUGAGUUGAAACGGAAAAAAAGGUUGAAAGAACAGUCAUCAUAUGUAAAGGAAGGUACUACCUAUGAAACUGAUAUUGAUCUAACCAUUAACAACAGUAGUGAUCCAGAUGUACAAACUAUACCAUCAGUAUUGUCCUUGGAUGAAUCCAAAUCUUUGGUUUUCUUUGAUUUGGAAACAACUUCUGCUUCACGUCAAAGUGACAUUACUCAAAUUGCUGCUGUUGUUAAUGGUGACAAUAUUUUUCAUAGAUAUGUCCUGCCAAGGUGUGACAUAGCAAUCAAAGCAUCGUAAGUUACAGGACUGACCUAUUCAAGGUCAUUAAGUAAGAUGUACCUCAGGGGAAAGGAGAUUAAAAAUGUGACCUCCAUCCAUUCAGCUUUGUUGGAUUUCUUAGAUUUUUUGAAAGCUCUCCCCAAUCCUAUUCUUGUUGGUCAUAAUGCAGCAUCGUUUGAUAUACCUAUCCUUACAAACAGAUUGAGAGAGUUCCAGUUAUGCUCGUCAUUUGCCAAUGUUGUAAAAGGAUAUAUGGACACUCUUAGGUUAGCAAGACGCUUGUUUCCCAAGAAGGAGGUUGGAUCUCACAGCCAAGAAUCGUUGGUAAGGAAGUUCCUUGGGAUGUCGUAUGAGGCACACAAUGCAGUUUUUGAUGUGAAAGCCCUCCAAGACUUGUUUAACUUAAAAAUGAGUGCAAAGUGGUCAGUUGACGAUGUGUUCAGUAUGAACUUUUUAUCUUGUAAAAAGUCUUAUGACACCUUGGUAAGCAAGAAAGCCAUGAACAAAUUAUCAGCUGAGAAAUUGUCCAAAAAUGGUAUCCAUUUCAAUCACUUGAAACUGGCAUACAGCAGGAAUGCUAUCUCUGGAGUGAAAGUAAUUUUAUGUGAAAAUAAAAUACAGAAAUGUUUCAUUUCCAACA
Molecule: messenger RNA, 2738 nt
Organism: Pecten maximus
Lineage: Eukaryota; Metazoa; Mollusca; Bivalvia; Pectinida; Pectinidae
Exons: 9
Coding region: 185-2116 (643 amino acids)
Molecular function (GO): nucleic acid binding
Source: RefSeq, a predicted model, not a curated record